AUGAAUGAUUUCGCCGAAAACAGGAAUAUUUCCAUUCCAUCUUACUUCUACAUCAGUGGUUUUUCUGGUAUACCCCACAUAAGAUACUAUUACAUAUUCUUGUUUUUUGUUUACAUUAUUUCUUUCCUUGGAAAUUCCUGUCUCAUGCUUGUCAUCAUUAUAGACCGUAAUCUUCACACUGCUAAAUACAUUGCUGUCUUUAAUUUAUCCCUGUCAGACAUUUGUGAGAGUACAGCUGUAAUCCCUCAGCUACUGGACACGUUUUUGUUUAGAAAUCAGUUGAUCCCAUAUGGAUUGUGUUUGUAUAAUAUGUUUUCUGUCUUUGUAUCAAUUUCAACACAGUCACUAACACUAGCUGUUCUGUCUUUUGACAGAUUAGUAGCUAUUUGCUUACCACUGAGGUAUCAUAUGAUUGUGACCUUUAGAUCGAUGCUUGUUAUAAUUGGACUGACAUGGGCACUAACAUUGCUUAUGGUAAUGGCUGCAACUAUUUUUAUAAGCAGACUUUCUUUCUGCAAAGUAAUUGUCACUGUGAACAGUUUCUACUGUGAUCAUGGGCCCAUAUAUCGCUCUGCCUGUAGCAAUAAUUUUCCAAGUUCUGUGAUAGGCAGUUUGUACCCGAUAGUGAUUCUCGGGUUCCCAGUAUUUUUUAUCAUCUUUUCAUAUACUUGCAUAGCUGUGACACUGUUCAGAAUCACAACUCCACAAGACCGUCAAAGAGCCACAAAGACAUGCACUGCUCAUUUAAUAUUAGUAGCUGUUUUUUACCUUCCCAUCACUAUUACAUAUUCUCUGGCAUCCAUUAUAAACACCAACACAAGGAUCAUUAAUCUCUCUCUGACCUCUGCCCUUCCUCCAAUGCUUAACCCUAUCAUCUACACAUUCAAAACAGAGGAGUUCAUGGUGUCUGUAAAAAAGCUUCUUAAACGGAGAAUCAUAUUCCCAUUUCUUAAGUAA
This is a messenger RNA of Danio aesculapii, 957 nucleotides long. Its product is annotated as olfactory receptor 13C2-like. Gene Ontology annotation, molecular function: G protein-coupled receptor activity; olfactory receptor activity. NCBI's taxonomy places the organism in Eukaryota, Metazoa, Chordata, Actinopteri, Cypriniformes, Danionidae. The transcript has a single exon. Bases 1 to 957 code for a protein of 318 amino acids. The record is from RefSeq and is a predicted model, not a curated record. Gene Ontology annotation, cellular component: membrane. Gene Ontology annotation, biological process: G protein-coupled receptor signaling pathway.